This is a messenger RNA of Pseudomassariella vexata, 573 nucleotides long. RefSeq lists its product as uncharacterized. The transcript is spliced from 2 exons. NCBI's taxonomy places the organism in Eukaryota, Fungi, Ascomycota, Sordariomycetes, Amphisphaeriales, Pseudomassariaceae. The record is from RefSeq and is a predicted model, not a curated record. The coding region runs from base 1 to 465 and encodes 154 amino acids.
AUGGCGUGUUAUACUAUCAGCCUCCUUGUUGUUCUUAUUGCUCGCUUUGUCCCUGGGGAAAGACCCGUGCCCGAUGUCGGCGUUGUGAUUCAUGCGACUGGUGCUGUCAGCCAAGGGUUCGAGUUCGAAAUCAAGCGCAACUAUGACUUUCGGGCCACCAGCACCCUUUCCAUGAAGAGAAUUCAGCUGCAGUGGGUCAAUGGAAGGCACUUCGAUGAGGAAGUCAUGCUCAACGGAGGGAAGCAUAAAAUUGACCAUGUGCCAGUCUGCGGAUUUGAGGCUAGUGUACACAAGGUCCAAGUUCCUGGGAAGAUCCUCAAUAGGGUAGAGCAAAAUGCAGCCACCGGCAAGAAGAUACGACAAAGGGACUUCCAAACAUGGAUUGUCGAGUCGGCCAACCAACUUGUGCGAGACGGGAUAUUUCAUGAGGGCGUUGCGGCCUACGUUCACGAACUUGAGGACUGAUCACGCUUUCUAUAUGUGCGAUAGUAGUGCUAUGGGAUUCAUGCGGAGGUGAAGAACCCUGGUAUAGUCCCGGUUCUUAAACCAAGUUAUUGAGUAGCCCAACAGAUG